Rhineura floridana is the source of this 2910-nucleotide messenger RNA. RefSeq names its product rho-related BTB domain-containing protein 2-like. Gene Ontology annotation, biological process: small GTPase-mediated signal transduction. NCBI's taxonomy places the organism in Eukaryota, Metazoa, Chordata, Lepidosauria, Squamata, Rhineuridae. The record is from RefSeq and is a predicted model, not a curated record. The transcript is spliced from 10 exons. The coding region runs from base 259 to 2304 and encodes 681 amino acids. Gene Ontology annotation, molecular function: GTPase activity; GTP binding; protein binding.
GGCCAGUCAGCGGAGGGGGCGGCGCCCCGUGGCGGCGGAGGAUAACGGGUCGCCGGGGCAGAGAGAGCGCAAGAGGCGGGCGGGGGCUUUGUUGGCGCUGGUUUCCUCCUCCGUCGGCCUCGGCGAGCAGGAGCUGCGGGGAUGGGAUGGGGCCCUCGAGACGCCCCCGAACGGGCAGCCCGACGGGGGCAUGCGCCUCGCUCUCCGCCGCGGGAGCCGUGAAAGGGAAGCCGCGCAGGCUGGGUCCGCUGCACCCCCAUGGAUAUUGACCUGGACUACGAGCGCCCCAACGUCGAGACCAUCAAGUGCGUCGUGGUCGGGGACAACGCGGUGGGCAAGACCCGCCUCAUCUGCGCGCGGGCCUGCAAUGCCACCCUCACCCAGUACCAGCUGCUGGCCACCCACGUGCCCACCGUCUGGGCCAUUGACCAGUACCGCGUCUGCCAGGAGGUGCUGGAGCGUUCGCGGGACGUGGUGGACGAGGUCAGCAUCUCCCUGCGGCUCUGGGACACCUUCGGAGACCACCACAAAGACCGGCGCUUCGCAUAUGGCAGGUCAGAUGUGGUUGUGCUCUGCUUCUCCCUGGCCAACCCCAACUCACUGCGGCACGUGAAGAGCAUGUGGUACGCAGAAAUCAAGCACUUCUGCCCACGCACCCCCAUCGUGCUGGUGGGCUGUCAGCUGGACCUGCGCUAUGCAGACCUCGAAGCUGUGAACCGCGCCCGCCGGCCCCUGGCCAAGCCUAUUAAGCCAUCAGACAUCCUCCCACCAGAGUGUGGGCACGAGGUGGCCAAGGAGCUGGGUAUCCCCUACUACGAGACCAGUGUGGUGGCCCAGUUUGGCAUUAAGGACGUGUUUGACAAUGCCAUCCGGGCUGCCCUCAUCUCGCGACGCCACUUGCAGUUCUGGAAAUCGCACCUCAAGAAGAUGCAGCGGCCCCUGCUGCAGGCACCCUUCCUGCCCCCGAAGCCACCCCCGCCUCUCAUCCACAUCCCAGCGCCAGCCGCCGGGGAAGGGCGGGGCCCAAACACCCUCUUCCACGAGCCCCUUUGCGCCGACGUGGUCUUCCACCUGCAGGGCGGCCGCCUUGUCUUCGCCCAUCAGGUCUACUUGGCCACGUCUUGCUCCAAAUUCUAUGACCUCUUCACUCUCGACUUGGCAGGGGAGGCUGCAAGUGCCAAGGGGCCGGCCGGCCGGACGAAGAGCUUGGAUGCUGCUGAGGGGGGCUCCUUGGGUGCCGCAGUGGCAGCAACGGUGGCUUCUCUCCGGGCCUCACAGAGCGACGACCUGCUGCGCUUGGCCCAGCUGCCUCGGGCGCUGGCUGGUUGGGGCCGUGGUUUUGUCAGCAUGUGCCAGGAGGCAGUGCACGACCCCAUCACGCAGCGCAAGAAGCCCAUGACAGCCGUGUACAUGGAUGGCCUUGUGCAGCUGGGCCCUUUCCGGGUGGUGCUGGAAUACUUGUAUACGGGGCGCCUGGAGCAGCAUCGGACUGACCUGAUGCAAGUGGCUGCAAUUGCGGAGCUGCUGGAAGUGUUUGACUUGCGCAUGAUGGUUGCCAACAUCCUCAACAAGGAGAGUUUCAUGAACCGGGAGAUCACCAAGGCCUUCCACGUGCGCCGUGCCAACCGGAUCAAGGAGUGUCUGAGCAAGGGCACCUUUGCAGACGUUGUCUUUGUGGUUGACGAUGGGUCAGUGCCGGCCCACAAGCCUUUGCUCCUUGCCGGUUGCGACUUCAUGGUGUCCAUGUUUGGCAGCACCUUCCGGGAGAGCUGCGCUGGUGAGGUUUCCCUGCCAGGCACCAACCGUGCCUGCCUCCGUGCCGUCCUCGAGUUCCUCUACACAGGGCUCUUUGUCCCUGCCCCAGACCUGGAUGCUAUGGAGCUGCUGGUGCUGGCCAACCGCCUUUGCUUGACCCGCUUGCAGGCCCUGACCGAGCAGUACGCAGUGGAUGAACUGGUUCAUGCCAGCCUGCAGCAGGUGGAAAUAGAUGCCCAGGUCAUCCUCUACCUGGAGAUGACACAGUUCCAUAAUGCCCACCAGUUGGCUGCUUGGUGCCUUCACUAUCUCUGCACCAACUACAACAGUGUCUGCCGCCGCUUUCCCCGUGAGAUGAAGUGCAUGUCUCCAGAGAAUCAGGCCCACUUUGAGCGUCACCGGUGGCCCCCGGUGUGGUACCUGAAAGAGGAGGACCGCUACUUGCGCUUGCAGAAGGAGCGUGUGCUGGAGGAGGAGUUGCUCCGCAAGCAGCAUCCCCGCAGCAAGUGGUGCUUCUGGCGGCCCCACCACGCCAGCCACAUCUCCUGAGCACCUGGCCUCAGGUGCUCCCACCCGCCAAGGGAAGAGAGAGGGAGUGCAUCACAGCUGCCUUGCCCUUCUUGCCUGCGCCGGUGAGGAGGCCGGCCCGUUGCCUCCUCAGCUGGGUGUGAGGGGAGGGCUCCGGCCUUGUUUACAGUCCCCCGCCUGCCCGCCUUCCUUCCUGCCUGCCUGCCAGCCAGCCCUGUGCCUCUUGCCAUUGCUGCCAUGCCUUCCCUGGGUGUUUACGCCCCUGCCCUGCUGCUUAUUAGCUGGGCUGGGUGCCCAGUCAGCAGGUGCGCCCCAGGCUGGCUGUUUCUCUAGUCGCUACCUCUGACCUUUGCAGUAUUCUGCGGCCAAUGGGGAGGAUCACUACACAGCUUGAGUGGCCAGAAGUGGGUUGUGCAGGUAAGGGAGGGAAACCAUGGCUGUGGAGAGGCUCUGGCUGUCUCUAGCAGGUUUUCCAGCUGGGCUGCUCCAAGGGCCUGGUGGGUCUGGUCAAGCCACCCUGUUUGGGCUGGCUGGAAGUGGAUUGGUGGUGCAGUAUGAAUCACUGAGCCAUGUGACUGUAGGUUGAGAGGGAGAAGGGGAUGGUGCGUGAGUGGGGGGUUUGCAUUA